AUGUUCCGGCUUUUGACCGCCUGCUGGUCUCGACUAAAGACACCAGAAGAGACACGAAGGAAUGUGACCAUACCUAUCAUUGGCUUGGACAACUCAGGCAAAACUCUUCUCGUGGAGACAUUCCAAAAAUUACUUCCCAGUAAGACAGACCAUUGUAUGAAAUCGGAACUGACUACACUUUUGUUAGAUAAGUAUGAACUUUCCAUCUAUGACCUGAAUGGAGACCUGAAGGGCCGAGAAGCAUGGCCAAACUACUACGCACAAGCACAUGGGCUUGUUUUCGUCCUGGAUUCCAGUGAUAUAAGACGCAUGCAGGACGUGAGGAUCAUCUUAACACAUCUGCUGCCUGAUAAAAGAGUGGCAGGGAAACCCAUCUUACUCCUAGCAAACAAACAGGACAAGAAGAAGGCCCUCAUGCCUGGUGAUAUUAUUGAUUAUCUGUUUCUAGACAAACUUGUGAAAGAGAAUAAAUGCCCAUGCCGAUUGGAGCCAUGUUCAGCCAUCAGCAAUCCUGACAGAAGAAACCAUCAGCCCAUAGUUGAAGGACUGCGCUGGCUGUUAGCUGUCAUUGCUACUCGCCAACUACCACCCACCUUGAGCAUCCCAAUCUCCAAGGAAAACAGAGGCUCUGGAGAAAGAUGCUCUUCAAGCAGCUUCUCCACCAGAAGUGAAAUGCCAAAGAAGAAAAGGCAGCAUCUAGAACAAUAUUCAGUAGAAGCUAAGCCUCUAAAGUCAAUCCUACAGAAAGAAGGUACAAGAUUACGGCCUAAAAAGAAUAUGUCAGUAACAUUUGCUUUACAUGAUGAACCCAUGAAAGAAGCUGAACAUUCUAGAAGAACUAGAACUCAGAAUACUAUGGAGCUUUGCUACAAACGAAGCUCCAUAUGUUGAUGACAAUAUUUUUUAAGGUAAUGUUGGAUCAGUGGUUAGAGAAGAAAAUGUACAUAGGCCUUCCCUAACAAUUUCUACAAUAGUAUUCCAAUUUCGAGCCUGAAAUUCUUUCCUCACUCUAUGGUUGGUGAUU
Sapajus apella (tufted capuchin) is the source of this 1024-nucleotide messenger RNA. RefSeq names its product ADP ribosylation factor like GTPase 13A (gene ARL13A). Gene Ontology annotation, molecular function: GTPase activity; GTP binding. The transcript is spliced from 7 exons. Gene Ontology annotation, cellular component: non-motile cilium; ciliary membrane. Lineage: Eukaryota; Metazoa; Chordata; Mammalia; Primates; Cebidae. The record is from RefSeq and is a predicted model, not a curated record. Bases 1 to 891 code for a protein of 296 amino acids. Gene Ontology annotation, biological process: non-motile cilium assembly; receptor localization to non-motile cilium.